Pseudomassariella vexata is the source of this 1212-nucleotide messenger RNA. Its product is annotated as nucleophile aminohydrolase. Gene Ontology annotation, cellular component: nucleus; proteasome core complex; proteasome core complex, alpha-subunit complex. The transcript is spliced from 2 exons. Gene Ontology annotation, biological process: ubiquitin-dependent protein catabolic process. The coding region runs from base 252 to 1136 and encodes 294 amino acids. NCBI's taxonomy places the organism in Eukaryota, Fungi, Ascomycota, Sordariomycetes, Amphisphaeriales, Pseudomassariaceae. The record is from RefSeq and is a predicted model, not a curated record.
ACCUUGCAACCGAGACGACCGAGACGCUCAAGGUACAACAAAGCAAGCCACAUUUGGUCCGUGCACUACGCUCCAGCCACCUUUAGCCUUGCCCAAGUUCAUCGUCAGGUUGCACUGACGCGACAGCUUCAGCUGCCUUGACGGACGAAGCUCACCAAACCCACCGAAACCCAAGCUCACGAUUCCACAACACUGCAAUUCCCUCCCAUAUCACCUGUCUUCAUCACCUUCGACCGUAACCGACGUUCAUCAUGACUUCCAUUGGUACGGGCUACGACUUAAGCAACAGCACAUUCUCGCCAGAUGGUCGCAAUUUCCAGGUGGAAUAUGCAGUCAAGGCAGUAGAGAAUGGCGGCACAUCAGUAGGGAUCAGAGCUAAGGACGGCGUGGUUCUGGCGGUUGAGAAGGUGGUCACAUCGAAGCUGCUGAAGCCGGGAGCGAACAAGAGAAUCGCAACCAUCGACAGAAAUCUGGGCGUGGUCUACUCCGGCAUGAUCCCCGACGGUCGUCACUUCGUUGACCGAGCCCGCGACGAAGCCCGCUCCUGGCGCGACACCUUCAAGACGGGAAUCCCCACAUCCGACCUCGCAUCCCGCAUGGGCGGCUACCUGCAAGCAUACACACUGUACCAAUCCGUUCGCCCCUUUGGCAUCACCGCUAUCAUAGGAGGCUUCGACUCUGAGCUCGAGGCGCCCGUAGACGGCGAGGUGGGCAGCGGCCCGUCGGUCGGCGCAGGCGGCAAGGGCACCGGCACCCACGGCGGCCCGGGCCUCUACAUGAUUGAGCCAAGCGGCAUGUACUGGGGCUACUACGGUGCGGCGACGGGGAAGGGCCGGCAGGCGGCCAAGGCGGAACUCGAGAAGCUAGACUUGGCGGCCGGGACGCUCUCGCUCCAUGACGCGGUCAAGGAGGCGGCGCGCAUCAUCUACUUUGCGCAGCAGGACAACAAGGACAAGGAGUUCGAGCUCGAGAUGACAUGGAUUAGUGGUGUGAAUGGACCCACCAAGGGUAGACAUGAGCACGUGCCUAAGGAGCUGAUGGAGGAGGCGGAGCGGUUAGCGAAGAAGUCGCUUGAUGACGAUGAUGAGGAUGAGGAGAAGAGUGAGGAGAAGAGUGAUGAUAAGAUGGAGGAGUAGAGUUCGUUCGGCGUGGAUGCAGGCUCUCGGUGGGCAAACUCUUUGCAUGACGGACUGAUUGCACUUGUACAAUUAC